Pistacia vera is the source of this 1307-nucleotide messenger RNA. RefSeq names its product ubiquitin-conjugating enzyme E2 22. The record is from RefSeq and is a predicted model, not a curated record. The transcript has 7 exons. NCBI's taxonomy places the organism in Eukaryota, Viridiplantae, Streptophyta, Magnoliopsida, Sapindales, Anacardiaceae. Bases 246 to 1055 code for a protein of 269 amino acids.
UUUCAACAUUCAUCUACACCACGCCUCUCUCUCUCUCCUCUCUCUUCUCUCUCUCUCUCUCUCUCUCUCACUCUUCUUCACUCUCUCUCUCUCAAGAGGAUAAUUACAUGAGAUAAGGUACAUUUGGCAUUACCCUGAUUUUCUUACCACUGAAUGUUCAAGAAGCUUUUGGCACAUAAUUUGCUGGAGUUUUGAUUUCUUUCCUAGCAGAAGUUAUUAGAAGGAUCCCAUUUCCUGUUGUAGCUAUGGCCACUAAUGAAAAUCUUCCACCAAAUGUGAUAAAGCAACUUGCAAAGGAAUUGAAGAGUCUUGAUGAAUCACCCCCAGAGGGCAUUAAAGUUGGAGUAAAUGAUGAUGAUUUUUCAACGAUAUAUGCUGAUGUUGAAGGCCCAGCUGGAACUCCAUAUGAAAAUGGUGUUUUCCGCAUGAAGUUGUUAUUGUCUCAUGACUUCCCCCACUCUCCUCCUAAAGGUUAUUUCAUGACUAAGAUUUUCCAUCCGAACAUUGCAACAAAUGGUGAAAUUUGUGUCAAUACGCUUAAAAAGGAUUGGAAUCCAAGUCUCGGAUUACGACAUGUUCUCAUUGUGGUCCGGUGUUUAUUGAUUGAGCCAUUUCCAGAAUCAGCUUUGAAUGAACAGGCUGGUAAGAUGCUUCUAGAAAAUUAUGAGGAGUAUGCCAGACAUGCCAGGAUUUACACCGGGAUUCAUGCAAAGCCAAAACCAAAGUUUAAGUCGGGAGCUAUUUCAGAGUCAACUACAGCAUUGAAUGUGGACCAGAGCAACACCUCGGUUCAUAAUGUUGAUCAGAAGAACAUGACAACAGGUGGUGCAUUGCCAUUGCCAUCACCAACACCAUCACCUUUGGCCCCUGCAACAGCUACCAGAGGAAAUAAUCAGGACCAGCCGGCUGCUGCAGUUCCUGUAUCCGAUAUAGGGAACAGUGGUUCUGCUGCAGCAACACCAGCUGUACAGAAGAAAGAAGGUGGUGGGUUGACAAAAGUGCAGGCAGACAAGAAGAAAAUAGAUGCCAGAAAGAAAAGUUUGAAGAGAUUAUAGUGUUAUAGGUGAAGUUUGUGUUAUUGGUGGAGGCAUGCAUAAUGGAACAGUCGAGAAGAAUUGGAGUUGUGUGUGGUGUAAUGGAUACUUCCAUUAGGAAAAAAGUGAUGGAUCAAAUUCAGCUGUUCUCCUUAUUUUUCAUUCAUGCCUUCUAACAUUUUUCCUUUGUACUGACUUUUCUUCUUUUUAUUUAAAGAAAAUUCAAUUGUGAAGAAUUUACAGAAUAUUAAUAUCGUGUGGUUCAUAAUUUAA